UUAUCAAAAUGGUAAAAUUGGUUUUGUAUAUGGAUCCAUUAAGUGCUCCCUCUAGAGCAGUCAUCUACUUGGCCAAACACAUAGGAGUGGAGCUGGAAUACAGAAUAGUUAAUCUAUCCAAGCGUGAAACCCUCAAACCUGAAUUUAUCAAAAUGAAUCCAAUGCACACAGUACCUACUCUAGUCGAUGGUAGUGAAGUGAUAUAUGAUUCUCAUGCCAUUUGUGCUUACCUAGUGGAGAAAUACACAUUUAAUGAUGACAAACUGUAUCCCAAGGAUUUGGUGAAACGUGCCAUGGUUAAUGCAAUUUUGCAUUUCGAUUCAUGUGAUUUGUUCUCCCCCAUGAGAUCUAUGUAUGUUCAGGUUUUAUAUUAUGAUUCCCAUGAAUUGUGCCGGACAACUAUUGCUUCCAUACAACAAGCCUGGUUGAGCAUGGAACGUUUAUUGGCGAAACAUGCAUACCUUUGUGGAGAACAUAUGACCAUUGCUGAUAUAUGUUGUGUUGCAACCAUAUCGGCCGUGGACAGCAAUGCUCCCAUUGAAGAAAAGGCAUAUCCGAAAUUACUCGAUUGGCUGAAACGUAUGCGUGCUAUGCCAUUUUACAAUGAUGAUGGUGCUGAAGCUUUAAAGAAACGUAUUGUGGAGAAAUUGGCCGAAAAUCGCAAGGCCAUGUAAAGUGGAGAGUUCGAGCCUCUAUUAGCCAUUGUUUUUUUGGUUUUCUGUUGGAAGAAAAAAAAAUUAACACUAAAUAUUGGGUUGCCCAAAAAAUAAUUGCGGAUUUUUUAAAAGAAAGUAAAUGCAUUUUUAAUAAAACUUAGAAUGAACUUUAAUCAAAUAUACUUUUUUUCUAAAGCAAGCUAAAAGUAACAGCUGAUAACUGACAGAAGAAAGAAUGCAAUUACAGAGUCA
Messenger RNA from Stomoxys calcitrans (stable fly), 908 nucleotides. RefSeq names its product glutathione S-transferase 1. The transcript has 2 exons. The record is from RefSeq and is a predicted model, not a curated record. Gene Ontology annotation, biological process: glutathione metabolic process. Gene Ontology annotation, molecular function: glutathione transferase activity. Bases 9 to 674 code for a protein of 221 amino acids. Lineage: Eukaryota; Metazoa; Arthropoda; Insecta; Diptera; Muscidae.